Sycon ciliatum is the source of this 9539-nucleotide messenger RNA. RefSeq lists its product as uncharacterized. Gene Ontology annotation, cellular component: cytoplasm. Lineage: Eukaryota; Metazoa; Porifera; Calcarea; Leucosolenida; Sycettidae. Bases 1702 to 8418 code for a protein of 2238 amino acids. The transcript has 25 exons. Gene Ontology annotation, biological process: positive regulation of cytoplasmic translation. The record is from RefSeq and is a predicted model, not a curated record. Gene Ontology annotation, molecular function: zinc ion binding; mRNA binding; single-stranded RNA binding.
GGGGGGGUGUAAAUCACACACGCCCCCGUACCGGCCUCAGUCCGAUGGCUUGGUAGAGCAGGCCAAUCGCACUAUUCAGAUUGCUCUUCGGGCGUACGUCGUGGGUGAUCAGGCCUCGUGGGACAAACAUCUUUCCCUGGUGCAAUUUGCCUACAAUACAGGGGUCCACCGCUCUACCGGGUUUACUCCCCAUCUUGUCCUGUUUGGGAGGGAGGCCCGUCUACCCUUAGACUUGUUCUUACCUCCACCUAAUACCCCCGUCGAAACCCCUUUGCCUGUGUACUUGUCCAAUCUUCGGUCGUCUUUGGGUCAGGCUUUUGGCGUUGUAAGUGACCGCCUUGUAGCCCAGAGAGUGGCUAAGGCAGCGUACGAUCGCCGAACUAAACUACCCAGGGUAAAACCUGGGGACUAUGUUUGGCUCCACGCUGUUCCGCCCCCUGGGUCCAGCCCUAAGCUGUUCCGCCCCUGGACUGGCCACUGGCAGGUGGAAGUGGUGAAGGGAGUUGUGUGUGCUAUUGUCGGGGUGGGUCCUCCUCCUUCACCCCGACAUUCUAAGCACCUGACUGCGCAUGUGGAUAGGUUGUGGGUGGUGCAGGGUAAGGUAGUUGUUUCCCCAGGGGUUCCAGCUACCGGGCCCGCCACGCCUGAAAGACCGGCGGUUGCCUCCAUGGGUGGGCCUGCUCUGUUUCUGCCGGCCCCAUUUGCGUGGUCGAUCCCCGGGUUCGUUCAGCCCCCGGGUUACCUCCCCACACCUCCCCCAUCUCCGGUGGCUGUGCCCCCUGCUGGUGCUCAGGGUUCCCCUCCCUUGGUGGGUAGUCCCCCGGGCACCCCUGCCCCGAGUCCUCCUGAUUCUCCUCGCCUGGGUACCUCUUCCUUGCCGGGUAGUCCUUUGGUGACCCCGACGCAGAGCCCUCCGGUUUCUCCCACCCAUCCUACUCCGCCCGGGAUACUACAUCCUCGGCGGACGUGUGCCCUGCCCCUGGGUGGCUAUGCUGCCCUUGAGGAGGGUCAGUUAGACCUCUCGUGGAGGGGUUGAUAAUGUAAAUAUUUUAUACCAUGGAUACUCCCAGUUGGUUUUGUUUCGUCUUUCUCUUCUCUUUUUUCUUGUCUUUUUUGCUCAGUGUCGCCCUCGCCGACCCGGCCAUGGUGUUGGACCUAAUCGAGGAGUGGGAAACGUUUUUCGAUUCGCUUCCCGAAGACCUGCGUCCGACUUCCUUUCUGACCGCUCCCUCGCCGGUGAUGUCUGCAGCGCCAGCGGUGCCUCGCCGCCGACGGUCUCAGCGCGCUCGCCGGAGGCCCUGGGCACACCGAGCGGCGCAGCGUCGCGCCGCCCUCGCUGCUCUGUCACCGGCUGGUGAGGAAGGAUUUUUUUAUGUGGACGUAUGUUGUCCCUGCCCUUUUGGAGGCUACCCGUGCCACUCAACAUUUCCAAACACUCACUGUUUCCAUUGGUGGCAAGUCAGCACACAAGCACUAGUACUGUGGCCAGUAUUGUGGCUAGUACUGUUGUUGGUACUCUGGCCCAGCUACCCGUGCCACUCAACAUUUCCAAACACUCACUGUUUCCAUUGGCGGCAAGUCAGCACACAAGCACUAGUACUGUGGCCAGUAUUGUGGCUAGUACUGUUGUUGGUACUCUGGCCCAGCUCUCUCCUCCUACAGAUCAUAACCACACAGUUGGUAUGAGAGCAUUUUCGCACGAUGGAUGACGAGUCUCUUGACCAACAGCUCUCUGACAUGACAGCAUGGGAGAGUGACGUCUUCACAGAACUUCGGCCUGACCUGGUUUCCACGCUAACUCCAGGUGAUAUGCGUCGCCAGUGUGAGGCUAAGAAGUUGAUUACGCGUGCACAGCGUCAGCUAUUUGCAUCAAACACUGGCCGUGCAGCGCAGAAUGAGGAAUUGCUCGAUGCACUAAGCACUGGUGAUGACGAAUCCUUCCACACCUUCCUUAAAUGCAUCCGUAAAGUCGAGCCACCAGCCAGCGCGAGAAGGUUAUUGGCCAAGCUGGAACCCGUCGACAAGUUCCAGCAGCCCGGCAGUACUGCUGAGGCCGCAUUAGCGUCUGCAGGAGCAUCUGCUGCUGAUCCAGUGGGUGUACAACCGCCUAUUGCUCUGCAGCCCGGUGCAGCCUUAGCUUGCUCCUCCACUGGUAGAUCACCAUCAUCAAUGUCAGGUCCUUCUACCACGGCAGAGACUACAUUUGGUCUGAGUCAGACCUGUAUGAGUGCAUCCACCCAAGCCACUACAACACAUCCCAUUGCUAGCUCAGCUAACACUAGCACUGGCAGCUUUACAGCUGAUGGUAAUGCUGCUGGGAGAGGAACUGCAUUGCAGCAGAGUACACAGCAACCAGCGUCAGUCCACCUUGAAAACACGGCACAGCUGGCAGCAGCUGCAGCAGUAAGACAUGCUUCUUCACUGCCUCUCGAGCCGCAAGCCAAGAGGGCCCUACUUAGCAGUGUUGGUAGAGCUUUCACCGAGGAAAUGUCCAGGCAUAUUGACUAUGUGUCUGCUUCAAGUAUGGCUCAUACCAGUCCAGAUUCCCAGGCCUCUCUGCGGCAGAAGUCUCAGUUCCUCCUGGACAGCCCCGAAAUGUCUGAAGGUGACUCAGGGUUGUCCGGCUCUGCUGCUAGCUCAGACACCGAAGAGUGGACAGAAGAUGAUCUGCGCAAUGCUCGAGUCACGGUUUUUAUGGACAGCAAAUUCAGGACAUCUGCUGACUGUGAUGGAAUUAUAUUGGACAGUUUAUCUAAACAGCACUUCAAUGAGACUAAUAUCAGAAUCAAAUCGACGAGCAGAAGAAGUGCUCCUGCGCUCACACAUGUUGAAGGAAAAGGAGGAGAUAUUAGGACAUUGGUCAAAAUCAUCAUCAACGGACAACCUGACGACUACACAAAACAAAGGAUCCGAAGUGAAGUGAUUGAGGACCUGGAGCACCUUACCUUCUCCGAGGAUCAAAUUCAGGUCAUCUACAAAGGCGACUGGGAUUCCAUCCAGGUCGCACUGUUGCUUCCAAUGAGGACACUGGGUCAUCUACUCUACCUUGCAGUACACUAUCCUGGACUGCUGCGAGGCCUGGGUAUACUUCAAAUCAUCGACAUCUCCUCAUUGACCAUAAUUGACUUUCGAGAGAUAACAGGCAACUCUAGCAGCUCCACUGUGGCCUUAGACGAGUUGACAGAGGAUGAUGGAGUGCUGUCAGAGGACAAUGAGGAUGAUGAGGAUGAGGAUGAUGUUGAAGUUCUGCCACAGAGCUAUGACAAUGAGCUGGAGUUUUCGAGGCGCACUGACGUAGCUGCUGCUGCUCAGCACCACAUCUCGCAGCAGGAAUACGACCAGCUAAAUAAUUGCAGUAAGGACUUCCAGCUUGUGCUGGCAGUCAUUAUGAGGUCACACAGGAAAGACCAGAAUUUCCUCUCCGCAAUCCGGACUUGCAUUUCCAACGAAUUGCUCUCCAGUGUUGAUAUUGAGCAACCGGAAUCUGUUAAGGUCACAGGAGUCGGAGCAGACCCACCUGUAACCGUGCCAACUAAGGAAGAAACGACAGCAGCAGCUGCGUCAGCAGGAUUUGCAGUGUAUCCAUCCAGCCCAACUGCAACAAAUCCAUUGCCACUUGGACAGCAAUUAGCACCACUGUCUCCACCAAUGAAAAGCGGAACUGCAGCAGCAAGAGGAGGGCCUGGAGGAGGAGAAGCAGUAGUAGCAGCAGCAACACAAGCAGUAGCAGCAACACCAGCAGUAGCAGCACCAGCAGUAGGAGCGCCAGCAUUAGCAGCACCAGCAGUAGCAGCACCGGCAGUAGCAGCACCAGCAGUAGCAGCAACACUAGCGGUAGCAGCACCAGCAGUAGCGGCACCAGCAGUAGCAGCAACACUAGCAGUAGCAGCACAAGCAGAAGCAGCACCAGCAGCACCAGCAACACCAGCAGCAGCAGCACCAGCAGUAGCAGCAGCAGCAGUAGCAGCAGCACCAGCAGUAGCAGCACCAGCAGUAGCAGCACAAGCAGUAGCAGCACCAGCAGUAGCAGCACCAGCAGUAGCAGCACCAGCAGUAGCAGCACGAGCAGUAGUAGCAACAGCAGUAGCAGCAGCAGCAACAGCAACAGUAGCACCAAUAGCAGCAACAGCAUCAUGGGCAUCUCGAGCAACAGCAAAGCUGGAACCAGGAACAACCGAAACCAAAUCAACUAUGCCAGUACUUCGUACUUAUUCAGGACCAAUCUGCUAUAACUGUGGACAAGUUGGUCACUUUGCCCGCGAUUGUGAGAAGGAGCGUGCAGAGGAGAAGACUUGUUAUACCUGUGGAAAGAUGGGGCACGUUGCGAGAGACUGCACACAAGCACCAGAGAGUGAGUCUCGUAGUGGCUUCGGUGGUGGUGGCAGCAGCGGAGACUGCUACGAAUGUGGCGAGGAGGGACAUUUUGCCCGCGACUGCCCCAAGCGUGGCCAGCGCACCUCUACUUGCUACAAUUGCGGCGAGGAGGGUCACUUUGCCCGCGAGUGCACCAACGAGGCGGCAUCCUGUGGUGACUCCAGUGGUUUCGGUGGCGGCUCUGGCUUCGCCGGCGGCUCUGGCGGUGGUGGUGGCUCCUGCUUUGGUGACUCCGGUAGCAAUAGCACCUGCUACAACUGUGGUCAGACGGGCCACUUUGGCCGUGAGUGCCCCAAUGGACGCUCCAGCGGCGGUGGUGGAGGUUUUGGUGGGGGCGACAGCGGUGGUCGCAUUUGCUACAACUGUGUCGAGACUGGUCAUGUUGCUCGUGACUUCCCCAACGCUAGCGACUCAGAAUUGCUCUCCAGUGUUGAUAUUAAGCAACCGGAACCCGUCAAGGUCGCAGGAGUCAGAGUAGACCCACCUGUAACCAUGCCAACUGAGGAAGAAACAACAGCAGCUGCAUCAGCAGGAUUGAAAGUGUAUCCAUCCAACCCGACUGCAACAAAUCCAUUGCCACUUGGACAGCAAUUAGCACCACUGUCUCCACCAAUGAAAAGCAGGACUGCAGCAGCAAGAGGAGGGCCUCGAGGAGGAGAAGCAGUAGUAGAAGCAGCAACACCAGCAGUAGCGGCAACACCAGCAGUAGCAGCAACACCAGCAGUAGCAGCACCAGCAGUAGCAGCAACACCAGCAGUAGCAGCAACACCAGCAGUAGCAGCAACACCAGCAGUAGCAGCAACACCAGCAGUAGCAGCACCAGCAGUAGCAGCAACACCAGCAGUAGCUGCAACACCAGCAGUAGCAGCAACACCAGCAGUAGCAGCAACACCAGCAGCAACAGCAGCAGUAGCAGCAACACCAGCAGUAGCAGCAGAAGCAGUAGCACCAAUAGCAACAGCAGAAGUAUGGGCACCUAGAGCAACAGCAAAGCUGGAACCAGGAACAACCGAAACCAAAUCAACUCUGCCAGCACCUCGUACUUAUUUAGAAUUGCCCUCCAGUGUUGAUAUUGAGCAACCGGAACCCGUCAAGGUCACAGCAGUCAGAGCAGACCCACCUGUAACCAUGCCAACUAAGAAAGAAACAACAGCAGAAGCUGCGUCAGCAGAAUUUGCAGUGUAUCCAUUCAGCCCGACUGCAACAAAUCCAGUGCCACUUGGACAGCAAUUAGCACCACUGUCUCCACCAAUGAAAAGCAGGACUGCAGCAGCAAGAGGAGGGCCUGGAGGAGGAGAAACAGUAGUAGUAGCAGCAACACCAGCAGUAGCAACACCAGCAGUAGCAGCAACACCAGCAGUAGCAGCAACACCAGCAGUAGCAGCAACACCAGUAGUAGCAGCAACACCAGCAGUAGCAGCAACACCAGCAGUAGCAGCAACACCAGCAGUAGCAGCAACACCAGUAGUAGCAGCAACACCAGCAGUAGCAGCAACACCAGCAGUAGCAGCACCAGCAGUAGCAGCAACACCAGCAGUAGCAACACCAGCAGUAACAGCAACACCAGCAGUAGCAACACCAGCAGUAACAGCAACACCAGUAGUAGCAACACCAGCAGUAACAGCAACACCAGCAGUAGCUGCAACACCAGCAGAAGCAGUAGCACCUAUAGCAGCAACAGCAUCAUGGGCACCUCGAGCAACAGCAAAGCUGGGACCAGGAACAACCGAAACCAAAUCAACUUUGCCAGCACCUCGUACUUAUUCAGAAAUGCCCAGCUCAAACAUGGCCAGACUGGGUGCACCCACGCAAAGACAGGAGAAGGAACUUGCAGCAUCUCAAGACAGUCCGGAAUUUUUGACAUCGCCGGAACGAGAAGCCAUAACCAUACGGAAACAACUACCUCCACCCCUUCUGCAAGUUUUACUGGACAGAAUCCGCCGGGAAACUAACCAGCAAUCUCCACUGGUUGUUCGACUUCUGGGUCAACCUGGCGGAGGAAAGUCAUCCCUUCUGGAAUCAAUUCUACACCGUCGCAGUUUCUUUGGCAAAGUCAAAAAUGUCUUCCGCGGUGACCAAUAUGACACGAUUUUGGCCUCCAGGACACGAGGUAUGCGACGUUACGUGGAUACGUACGGUACGAUAUACCUCGACCUUGGAGGUCAGUAUCGAUUCAUGUCACAACAUCAGCGACUGACGAAAUUCUCCGACGUCUGGACUCUCAAUUUGCUCACGGUGUCGGGCAUGGAGUCCAUCGUGAAUAUGAGACGCUGGGUCCGCACCUGGGCAGAUUUCAUUGCCUGCAGCUGCGCAGAGGGCACAACCACUCGCAACAAAGCUCUUAUUGUUGUGACACGCCGGGACCGACUCUCCAAGGAGCAAGUGAUCGCUAUUGAGAAGGAGUUUGCAGCGCUGCAGAAAAUCUUAGGCGAGCAUCUGGAUUUCCUGGAUGAGCCGAUCCCUUUCGUCAAUGCCAUCAAUGAGAAGUGUGAAGGUGUGGCUGCAUUGAGGGAAGUGAUCCAACGACACAAGGAAAAGGUGCAACAAGCAUCUGGACCUGAUUCGGAGGUGGUUGUGUCCAUUUCGGAGGCACUUCUGGAGAAUGUUCGUGAUCAAUGCAGAGACAGUCCUGCUAUCAGCACCGACCAGUUUGUGGAAUUUCUGGCUACAGCAAUUGCUCGCUUCGAUAACAACUACGGUGACUCUUCAAUACCAGUUGUGCUGAAAGCGCUGAAGGAAUUCCUGGAUGUCAACAUGGAGCUGUUCAACCUCCAUCAGAAAGCGCAGGUAUUCUAUUUUCCGGAUGCCAAGCUGGUGGUUGUUCAACCUCUAUGGUUGAUGAGUGACAUCACAGGAAAAAUGUUCUCGCCAAAGUCAUUUCCUCCACCGACCCUUAUCUGUGAUGAGUUUGGAUUCGCUUCACGCAGCCAUGUCAUUGAAGUACUGGCCACAGAUUCGCCGAUGUGUGGUGAAGACGCUCUCGACAUUGCCGUACGCCUAGGUAUGUGUCAUGUAACCGAGGAUGGUGAGCAAGUCAUGAUUCUUCCUGCGCAGGCUGAAUCACGCACUAGUCUGCACUUGGAGAAAGCCAACCCCUACCAGCACCUCCACUACACUGGUCGCCGUCUCUACUGUAAGUUCGGUGUCGCUAUCAGCGCGGCGUUGAUGCCCGCCAUACAAAUCUCACUCGUCAACUCCUUCGCCAAGUGUCCUGUCUGGCAGGGAGGUGUUCGUGUUUCGCUACCUCAGUACGUGAACACAGACACACUGGUGGAGAUCCCACACGGUCAGCUCGCGCUCAACAUCAUAACCAGAGGGCCCGACCAGCGUAGCGUGACUUCUCAGCAGGAAGCUAUCUGGGAUCACAUCUCUGCUCUUCCUCGCCAACAAUCUCCUGGUUCUGACAUGUCAACGGUGUUCGUUGAUGAUGGGUGCCUGCCAAGUAGUAACCUUCUGCGACAGCGGGAUCUGCAAGGAGACCUGAAUGCUACCAUGGAGUUCCUUGUCAGUGAGCGAGUGCGUGCUCAGUUAGUCAUGCCUGAUGAGCGGGAGCCCGACACAAGAAAAUUUCAUCUGUAUGCUGGCUCUGCAAGCUGCUGUAAUGCAGAUACGGUCGAGGAACGUCGCAGAGCCGCUCGUCUCUGCUCAGCCUUCUAUCGGCAUCGCAUUCUUCUGCGCCCUGAUUUUCCACUGCGCUACUGUCUUCUCAAACUGAGAGAAUGUGGACAGGUGAAUACAUCCUUUCUGAAUGACUUGGACGAUUUUUUGCGGAAAGACCAGACCCAGAUGGCUGCUGAUCUGUUUCGUGGGUCGAUUUCCGACUUGCCUGACAGUGUGGUGCUAACCCUAGUGGAUGAAGUCCUUCCCAAGAUACCCAGUGCCAAAGAUCUGUAUCAGGCAAUGCUGGAGUGUCCAGGUUGGAUCCUCUGUACUGUCAGCCCUAGUGAUAGCCACUCCACGACUGCUGCUUCUGAUGACGUCGCCAGACCAGCAACUGAUGAGUACAAGCGUACUGAGUUUGAGGCUCUCCUUGAUCGGCCAUGAUGCCUCUGUUGUCAUGACUACCCAGGCGAUGUUUCUCUGGGAUCUUUCGCUACUGCUGACUUCCAAUUGUCCAUUAGACUUGUAUCGAUCGUCUCCACUUGGACUUACCCUGUGAAGUAUAGGUCCAGGAUGGAUUGAUGAUAAGCUGAUGUAUUAUGAUUUCCUGCAUGUGGUUUAAAGCCGCGUUUCAACAGCUUGUUCCCUUGAAAUGGUUUCACUGUCCUUGAUCUCUUCCUGAUGAGGAAAUAUUUCCGGCAACAUGUAUUCUGUUUUCUCUGGGAAGUGCCACGGUUGUGCAUUGGUGUUCACUGUCCACAAGUUCAUCAUGAUGAUGAUGGUGUCAUGCCCCAUAGUAAUGAUGUCAUGCACUAAUCCAUGCUUUCAUGCCCAUGGUGAUGAUGUCAUGCCCCGUAGUGAUGAUGUCAUGCCCACGUCGUUGAGCAAUGCACACUCCUUAUCUAUUUUGCUGUUAUUCAAAUCCCAAUUUCAGCUCUACAUUUUGUAUUCACUCACUCUUGUCUUGUAUUACCAGCUCAGUCCACUGGACAGUGAGCACUCUGAACAGCCUGAUGAUGCAGUCAUGUACAUAGAAACUUGUACUGAUACCUAUGUGAGUAGAAGGUGAACCUCUUUCAGUAGUCUAAGUAUGGUGUUAUGGCAAAUCACUGCCGCUAGCCUUUGGGUGUCAUUACGUUCAUGGUAAUUCCAAUGCAUGCCCGAAUCAACGUGCCCUUCUUUGGUGUCAGUUAUGCUGUGUGCACGCGUAGAGGUGAUACAUGUACAUUUAUUGUUCCUGUGUGGACCAGUCUAAUCAUAAUUAUUCCUGGCUGUUCUUUUGUCCUAUUCAUGCUAUUCAUGAUGCAUGUAGUAGUAGUAGUGCAUCGUGUUGUGUUGUUAUGCAUGUCUCAUGUGCCGUUUCCCGCGCGCGCGUGAAACGGACUUCGCGGCUUGUAGUUUCUGUGCAUAAUUAGUUGAGUCGGCGUCUUGUUGUUUGGACUGGAGACUACACCGAGUUGUGUUCUUUUCGUUGUUUCAGUCAGUUACAGCUUGCAGUUAUUCCUCUCGUGUAGUUCAGUUGCUUUGCUAGUGUCUCAUCCUGAAGUAAAGAUUAUUCGUUAUUA